Molecule: messenger RNA, 2049 nt
Organism: Morchella importuna
Lineage: Eukaryota; Fungi; Ascomycota; Pezizomycetes; Pezizales; Morchellaceae
Exons: 5
Coding region: 1-2049 (682 amino acids)
Source: RefSeq, a predicted model, not a curated record
AUGGAAGAUAAGGAUCAGCAAAGUUUUCCGCUUAUGCCACUAGCUGCCCAGAAAAUACGCAGAAAAGAAGUGCCCGGAAGGUCAUUAAAAGCAGGGGAGGAGGGCUUUAGCCACAGAUUUCAGAGUACUACUAGUAGCUUUAGUCGGAGACCCUCGAAAUAUGAAUACAAUUCUCUGCAGAGCCAGGAGCCUCUAGAAGACGACCCUGAGCAACGACCCACCCAUUCACAGUCUAAGUUUGAAAGAACCCGCUUCCACCGACUAUUGGUUGAUCGCCUUGGUUUGUUCUCUGGAGGAUGGCGAACCGGUUGUACCUGGUGCGCGAUUUCCUCAACAGUGGUGUUUCUUGCGAACUCCAUCCUCACAAUUUGGGCGUCCAAAAAACCUACUGCGGAGCCUGGGAUCGGAAUUUUGUACGAAGGAAGCUGCGAUACGACAAAGAACCUGAGCUUAUUAGCUCAUUUAAUAAUCAAUGUUCUGUCAACACUUAUGCUCAGCGCAAGCAAUUAUACCAUGCAAUGCUUAAGUGCUCCGACUCGGGCGGAGGUUGAUAGAGCCCAUGCAAAAAAGAAAUGGCUGGAUAUAGGUGUCCCGAGUGUGAGAAACUUGGGAAAAAUCAGCUUUACCAGGAUUUGUUUGUGGUCGCUUCUGGCAAUGAGUUCUGUACCGUUGCAUUUCAUGUAUAAUUCGGCUAUAUUUUCCACAACUUCGACCUACAAAUACAAUCAGAGGGUAAUGUCAGAAGGGAGGCUGACUCCCGAUUAUACUUCCUUUCCGUACGAAAGACUUAGUAAUAGGGGCUGCAUCCGAGAAUACGGGAGGCAGUUUACAGAUAAUCGACGAGAUCUUAUACUUGUAGUCCCCGGGGAUGGAGAGGAGCCUCUAUAUAAUAGUCGUGGCAUAAAUUAUGGUGUCAGGGAGCCAUUCGCUUGGGUUUGCAAUUCCUUCUACCAUGACCCCUAUGAUUACCAUCCAUAUGAGGACAUUGAUCCUCCUCCCUGCGAUGUUAAUAACUACAUCAAUCAAGCCGAUUCAUGGAAAAUGAACGGUUCCACAGUUCAGUAUUGUCUCAGCGAGCGGAUGGAUGAGAGAUGCAGUCUACAGUUUAGCAUGCACAUCAUGGUUGCGGUAAUAAUAUGCAACGCUGUCAAAUCGAUCUGCAUGUUUUAUACGGUUUGUAAAAGCAAAGAAGACCCUCUUGUCACUGUCGGUGAUGCAGUCUCAUCAUUUCUUAAGUCUCCAGACAAGACGACUGCAGGGAUGUGCAUUGUUUCCAAGAAGGAUAUCAAGAAAGGAAUUUGGAAAUAUACCAGCGAUGGAACCACUCACGGAAAGUGGAAUAUACAAUUAUGGAAGCCAUGUAAACACUUCUGGCUUAGAGCAGCUAGUAUUGGUCGAUGGGCUAUUUGCAAUGCUCUUGCCUUAACGGCUAUCAGUGUUUCUGCUUGGCUCCUUUCGGUCGGUCUCCAGGCCCUUGGUGGUAAUGGCACCCCGCGAGAUCUUUCUUCGUUAUGGAGCAUGGGUCUCGGUGCUGUCGAUGUUCAAACCUUGAUGGGUCCAAUCUUUGGGGGGGGGACGAAGAGAACAACUCACUUCCUCCAGUUACCAUACAAAUACAGUUUACCGCUCAUGAUAGCAUCUGGUUCGAUGCAUUGGUUGAUCUCGCAGGCCUUAUUUCUUGCACGAAUCAAUAACCUUGAUGCUGCGAACGGCCCCGGUCCUGGCUUCACAUCGCAAGUUGGAUGGUCCCCCAUUGCCGUUGUGUUCGUUUUGAUAUUGGGGUCCCUUAUGCUUCUCGUGGCUCUAGGAAUUGGGUUCCGGAGGUAUAACGGUCAAAUCCCAUUAGUGGGAAGCUGCAGUGCUGCCAUCAGUGCUGCCUGUCAUCCAAACCCAGACGAGACCUCAAUAUCGACCGAACCGUUACUCUGGGGGGUUGUGGGGAGGGAUGGGGUAGUCGGGCAUUGCUCGUUCAGCGGUCGGGAUGUUUUAACGCCAGUUCCGUACCAGCAUUAUGCUGGUAAUGCGUCGGCUAGAGAUACGAUACUGUAA